GAUACAGCGAUGAUAGAGCUUUCAACUCGUACCUAUCUGAUAACUGUCAGUCACAGAGGCGCAGUGUUUAACCGCUCUGGGAUAAAUUCUUGAUCCAGUCACUAAGAUCAAUGUAUGGAAUAAAGGGAAUCGUAUCCUAAACACGAGCCCUCUUUAUCAUGAUAUCCAGCUGAGAUAUAUCAAAAGAAUUCGACACCAAGUCUUUAUAUACAGUACCAAUAAGCAGAUUCUCUGUCUCUGAACACCUUUCAUGUCUAUUCCAAUCAUACCUUCUUCAGUCACACUGCCCUCGUUCGCGGAUGUUUAUGGCGCUGCACUUGUUGGUUCAUGGGUAGCAAUGGGCCUUUACGGACUUACGACGACACAGGCAUACAUAUAUUGGGUUCACUAUCCAAAAGAUAGCCCAUGGACAAAAUCAUUGGUUGCAUUUCUUUGGGUUUUGGGCACAAUACACUCUAUUUGCAUGUGUCAUGCUACUUAUUUCCACCUGAUAAAAGUAGAGUCAGACAUUCUGGUAGCUCUCAGUAAUAUAUGGUCAUUCAAUGCGGCUGUUCUUUUAUAUAUCAUAUCUUACAUCACCGUGACUAUUUACUACAUAAAUAUGAUCUUUCAAUUGAGCAGUGACCGCUUUCGCUGGUGGCUGACUGGAAUACUUGUUUGUUUUCCUAUCGAUAUAUCGGCUAAGCUGACCUAUUUUCCCAACAAGGCACUCCCUGCUUUAUCUUUUCUUGCUCUUGCAUUAGACACUUGUAUCCACGGAUUCAUAUCACCGACCGUCAUUAUCUUGUCGGAAAUUGCUCAUGAUACGAUUAUGCCUGGCUUUGCGCUGCAAUGCGUUUCAGAUGGAUCAAUCACCAUAUCCUUGUGUUUACUUUUGUACGGGAAACGGACGAGUUUUCAGAGGACACGCCACAUCCUAAACAACUUGAUAAUCUAUGCUGCAAGCAGAGGUUUGAUAACUUUACUGGUCACACUCGUCAUGGUCCUUGCAAUUGCUAUAAACCCUGAUCAAAUGUGGUAUGGUGGGAUUCAAUUCGCUUUAGUCGGCCUCUACACAAAUUCUCUCAUGACGAUGUUGAACGCACGACGGCCAUCCAGUGAUACAACAGAUGCGUCUCUUGAAUAUGGCAUGAACCAAAAAUCUCACUUUGGUGCGUCUGGUGGGAAGAGUGAGAAUAAUACUAGUGUGGACAUUGUUGUAAAAAAGCCGGCGAAUGUGGAGUUCAUUGUGCUUGGCAGGAAUGGGACCAAUAACAGCGAAUGAUAAGUUGAACGGAAUUGAAGUCAUCAGUGUAAAUGUCAUGCAAGGGUGGCACUGGCCCGACUAUAGUUCCAUAAAAAAAGUUAUCUUCUCUCCAGUCCAGCAUGCACUAUCAUUCAGAUUUGCUACCAUAAUUUAUUUUUAGAAGCUUGUAUACUAUCUGAAUCUUUGAGUAGAGAAGACUGAUAAAACCAGAUAAA
This is a messenger RNA of Serpula lacrymans var. lacrymans S7.9, 1461 nucleotides long. RefSeq lists its product as uncharacterized. The record is from RefSeq and is a predicted model, not a curated record. Bases 251 to 1264 code for a protein of 337 amino acids. The transcript is spliced from 21 exons. Lineage: Eukaryota; Fungi; Basidiomycota; Agaricomycetes; Boletales; Serpulaceae.